UUCAUUUUUUUAUUUUUUAUUUUAUUUUAUUUUAUUGUCUUAAAAAACUUUUAUGGUUUAAAGUGCUUCUAAAACCUUCCAAAAGCUGUCAAACACUUACCUUUAUAUAAAAUGAAAAUUCCAAAUUCAAAAUGUAACGGCUAGUUUCAAACUUUCAAGUGACCGUUAAUAACCCUCAAAAUUCUAGGUAUUGAAUAAGUGCCUCCGAUUGAAAAACCACCCCCGAAUCAAAUUUUGAAGGGAAAAAGAUAUUAAAAAAAAAAAUUUCGAAGCACGCAGCUCCAGCAAAUAGUUCCUCAGUACACUGAUCAAUUCACUGCAAGAAAUCAAAGGUAGCUCAAAAUGGUGUACACAUACACACCAACAUACUACACUUCACUCCAUGACUCGAUCACCUCUCUAUGCAAAAACAUCCUCCCUUUCUCCUUCAAGAAGCGGCGGUUGCCGGCUAUCGUGGCUGCCGAGCAGAGGCUCUCGAAGCAACAAUCUGACAACCUGAAAUGGCAACAAGAUUCAUUCCAUCAGAUCCUCAACUUGAUGGGUCUCUGCAAAGAGGGUAUUUUGCCAGAAACGGAGGUCUCUGCCUUUCGGUCUCAUCUGCUCGAAACCCUCAUCGCCUCGCCACUUGAUCACGAACAUCAAGCGAUCCUAAGAGACAAGUUGAUCUUUUUGCAGGAGUUGUUGUACGCGAAAUGUAUAUCAGAGGAUGAGUAUCACUCCUCCAAGAGGCCUUUGUUACAGAGACUCGCUGUUCAAGGAGCUGAGAUUGAGGCCAGGGAUGUGAUUGUUGCAGCAAAAAAACAGGGUUCUGAUGAGGAGUGGUCUGUUAUUGAUCUCAAGGAUGAGAAAUGCUUGCUGAGCAAAGAGAGCUCAAAUUCGAACAACAAAUCAAAACAUGGUUCAGCCUUGAAGCAAAUCAAAGGAGCUGCAUCUGUAUUUAGCUUUUCAUCGUCUCACAAAAAUGAAAAAUUCAAGCAAAGUUUUGGUCCAAUUGAUCCAAACUUUACUUCCUCUGGCUCCUCAAGGAAUGAAUUGGGACUAUCUAAAGAAAACCCCUUUUGGAAUAGUGCGAACAUGAGAGAGAACCAAAGUGAAACUCCAUCCAUUCUCAUGUCGGAGAGCUUGCCACCGGAGUCCAUGAAGGUCGAGAAUCAAAGUGGCGGUGGUGAUAAGCCAAAGAAGAAAUCAUCAUUUAAGACUCUGUUUCACAGAGAGCAGAAAGAGGAGGAGGGACAAGGGUGUGAUGACCAUGGAUCAUCAGAGUUUGAGGAAAGAGUAACAAAAUCAGGAAAGAAACAAUGGGGAUUUGAUGGGUUCAAGAAAUGGAAGAAAAGUGAUUCAGAGGAUGAAACAGCUCCUCUACCACUUAGUGAAAGAUCAGAUAGUGAAGCAUAUUCGGGUUCGUACCGUCUUGUCUCAAGUCCAGUUGGGGAGGGUCCAGACACCAAGCAAAUUAAGAGGAAGUUGCAUUCCAAUGGUGCAUCAUCAGAUUUUUUCAUUGAUAAGGUUUUGGGUGAGAAGAUAAAGAAGGAGCUUUCGCGAAUUCAAACAGAACUAAAUGCUACAAACCCAAAUCUUCAGUUCUCGAAUGAUCAGAUUGAAGCAAUUUCUACUAGGCUUCCAGUUGACAAGGCUGACUUGAAAAAGUUCUUUCCUAAGUCAUGGUGUGAUAGAUAUGGUGAUGUUGUGUUGGAUGUGGUGAAAAAAGAAUUCAAGGACCAUGUUGGAGAAAUGGGGAGUUUGCGCGACGCUGCCAGAGAGAAGCACAGCAGCUCAAAAAGAUGGACUACAUUCGAUGAUGACGAGAACUGUCACCCAAAUCUCUUUGCUCCUCAGGAUCAUCAUCCAUUCCCAAUGAAGCAAACAAAGUUCACUCCUUCGAAGGAAGAUCACAGCUUAAAAAAUAAGCCCUUAUUCCAUGAGUGUGAUGACGCCAAGCCGAGACCUGAAUCAGCCUUUUGUUAUGACCAGAACCCCUUCUGGAGUCCAAGGCACCACGGUUCUUCUAUGCUUGGUUAGAUGAAACCAUAUUCUAUCACUAGUAAAGUUUAUCUGUCUUGAACAGACAAGACUUGUGUUUCUUUCUCAUUCAAAAUAGAUAUUUGUUGUAGAUGAAUGAAUGCUUUUGGAUUGAGCUAUGAAGAAUAUUGUUCUUCAAGUAAUUUGUUACAAUUCUCACUUUCACUUUCUUUAUUUCCCAUGGGAUUUACUCCGUAUGUGCAACGAAGCUAAGAGUUUGGUGUGAUGCAACAACAGCAGGCCACCGUUUCCCAGCCAAUCACAACCCGAAACACUAAAUAUAGUCCUGUUUCCCAGCCAAUCACAACC
Molecule: messenger RNA, 2328 nt
Organism: Cornus florida
Lineage: Eukaryota; Viridiplantae; Streptophyta; Magnoliopsida; Cornales; Cornaceae
Exons: 5
Coding region: 343-2019 (558 amino acids)
Source: RefSeq, a predicted model, not a curated record